GUGAGCACUCCAGUGGUUACAUCAACCACGCAGGAAAAGCAGAAGGACAGUGAUCAGUUUGAAUGGGUUACCAUUGAACAAUCAGGGGAAUUGGUGUAUGAAGCACCAGAAACAAUUGCUGCAGAACCUCCACCGAUCAAGUCAACAGUUCAGACUAUGUCUCCCAUACCCGCGCAUUCUUUGGCUGCCUUUGGUUUAUUUCUUCGUCUCCCGGGCUAUGCUGAGGUGCUGCUAAAAGAACGGAAACAUGCUCAGUGUCUGUUGAGAUUGGUGUUGGGAGUUACAGAUGAUGGUGAAGGAAGCCAUAUCCUCCAGUCUCCUUCAGCAAACGUGCUCCCAACUCUGCCCUUCCAUGUGUUGCGUAGUUUGUUCAGCACUACACCGUUGACUACUGAUGAUGGAGUACUGCUUAGGCGGAUGGCACUGGAGAUUGGGGCUAUACAUCUUAUCCUUGCUUGUCUGUCUGCUCUAAGCCACCAUGCACCAAGAGUGCCCAACUCUAGUUCCAACCAGGCAGAGCCACAGGUGUCAAGUACACACAACAGUGCAUCAACAGAAGAACAGCAGUUGUACUGGGCUAAGGGUACAGGCUUUGGAACAGGCUCCACAGCAUCAGGAUGGGAUGUUGAACAAGCUUUGACUAAGCAAAGGCUAGAAGAAGAGCACGUGACCUGCCUUCUACAGGUUCUUGCCAGUUACAUAAAUCCUGCAGGGAGUACAUCAAAUGGAGAGACCCAAACUAGCCAGGAGGGGAGAGGACAAAACAGCAGUGCUCUUCCAUCCGUUCUCCUAGAGCUACUCAGUCAAUCUUGCCUCAUCCCAGCAAUGUCAUCAUACCUCCGCAAUGAUUCAGAAAAAUGUAUCUGUCUGUAUAAGUCACUUUUAAUUGGGGAAGAACAGUCAGAUACUGAUAGAAGAGAUGAG
Fulmarus glacialis (Northern fulmar) is the source of this 924-nucleotide messenger RNA. Its product is annotated as baculoviral IAP repeat-containing protein 6-like. The annotation marks the transcript as partial. Gene Ontology annotation, cellular component: nucleus. Gene Ontology annotation, biological process: negative regulation of apoptotic process. NCBI's taxonomy places the organism in Eukaryota, Metazoa, Chordata, Aves, Procellariiformes, Procellariidae. Gene Ontology annotation, molecular function: cysteine-type endopeptidase inhibitor activity; ubiquitin conjugating enzyme activity. The record is from RefSeq and is a predicted model, not a curated record. The transcript has 5 exons.